GUCGCGAGCAGGCCGCCCCGCAAGCCGCUGCAGGUGGAGGCGGCGCCAUGGCAGAGCAGCGGUCGCCCGGCAAGGCCGAGCAGCAGGUGUGCACCUUCCUGUUUAGGAAGCCGGGGCGCCGGGGGGCUGCGGGCCGCAGGAAGCGUCCGCGGAGCGAUGCCGAGGGUCGGGAGGGCGGCGGCGGCGGCAGCAGCAGCAGCAGCGGCGACGAGGGCAGCACGGUGGUGCGGCCGGAGAGGAAGCGCGCGGCGCACAACCCCAUGAUCCAGAAGACGCGCGGCAGCGCCAAGCCCCGGAACGGCGGCGGCGGCGGCGGGGGGGAGCCGAGCAGCGGCGACGAGCAGGACGAGGAGGAGCCCGAGGGGCUGGGCGUUGUGUACAAGUCCACCCGCUCGGCCAAGCCCGUGGGUCCCGAAGACAUGGGCGCCACGGCCGUGUACGCGCUGGACACCGACAAAGAGCGCGACGCGCAGGCCAUCUUCGAGCGCAGCCAGAAGAUCCAGGAGCAGCUGCGCGGCCGCGAAGACGACAAGAUCUACCGCGGCCUCCACAACUACCCGCAGUUCCUCAAGCCCAAGGACACGUCCCUGGGCAACGCGGCGUCGGGGCUGGUGCGCAAGGGCCCGAUCCGCGCGCCCGAGCACCUGCGUGCCACCGUGCGCUGGGACUACCAGCCCGACAUCUGCAAGGACUACAAGGAGACCGGCUUCUGUGGCUUCGGCGACAGCUGCAAAUUCCUGCACGACCGCUCCGACUACAAGCACGGCUGGCAGAUCGAGCGCGAGCUGGACGAGGGGCGCUACGGCGCCGACCCCGAAGACGAUUACCGGGUGGCCGGCAGCGAUGAAGACGACCUGCCUUUCCGCUGCUUCAUCUGCCGCCAGCCCUUCCGGGACCCGGUGGUCACCAAGUGCCGUCACUACUUUUGCGAAGCCUGUGCGCUGCACCACUUCCGCACCAGUCCGCGCUGCUACGUCUGCGACCAGCAGACCCACGGCGUCUUCAACCCCGCCAAGGAGCUCAUGGCCAAGCUGCUCAAGGCCCGCGCUGGACCGCGGGCAGAAGCCGCCCAGUGCGGGGCCAACGACGAGGAUGACGAGCUCCCCCAAGACCCCCAGCAGGGGCCCCAACCCCUCCCCUAGCAUGCCCCACCCCACUUCCUCUGUACUCAAAUAAAUGUGUAUGUGUUUUGGAAA
Erinaceus europaeus (western European hedgehog) is the source of this 1196-nucleotide messenger RNA. It is a transcript of the gene RNF113A, whose product is annotated as ring finger protein 113A. The transcript has a single exon. The coding region runs from base 48 to 1142 and encodes 364 amino acids. NCBI's taxonomy places the organism in Eukaryota, Metazoa, Chordata, Mammalia, Eulipotyphla, Erinaceidae. Gene Ontology annotation, molecular function: metal ion binding. Gene Ontology annotation, cellular component: U2-type spliceosomal complex. Gene Ontology annotation, biological process: snoRNA splicing. The record is from RefSeq and is a predicted model, not a curated record.